AUGCUUUCAAGAGGUCAUACCAAUUACAUAAACGUGGACUGCGACAAUCUCCGCAGGACUUCGUUGGGAAUCCUGUCCUGCACACAGGUUAGGGACAGGCUGGACUGCCUGAAGAAAAUGCGCGACGGAGAGGCAGAGUUCGGUUACUUCGAAGCCGAGGACGUGAAUCUGGCCUCCCUGUCCUUCAGCGGGAAAUUUGAAGCCGUCGUCAAGCUUUCUCAUCCCGAGAACGAAGUCCGCCGCGUGUUCAUGCUGGUUCACAACGCUUCGAACCCGAGCCCGAAGAGCCUCUGCCACCCGGGGUUCAAUCUCCAGAGGCUCUUCCCCCUCGCUCUCCACCGCCCCCCCACCCCCUCCACCAAGGACAUGCUGCUGAGUGUUCAGAAUCACAUCCAGAUGCUGGCGAGAGAUUGGACGAGCGCUUGCAUCCCCGGAAAGUGGUCUCAAGAUCCCACUACGGAUCGCCAGCUCAAGCGGCGUUAUAGCCACCUGUGCAGCGCGUGCCCCGGUGAGAACUGCGACGGGGCGGACACCUAUGCAGGCUCGGGCGCUCUCACGUGCCUUUUCGAUCGCGUGGCAGAUGCGGCCAUUGUCUCCGAUGUCGACUUCCGCAGGCAGAGGGAUGUGAAUCCGCAGGUGAAGGACCUAUACCACUUCUGCCGCGUCGGGAAUGGCAGCGUGCAGCCCCUCGGACCAGCCACCGUCGACGACAGGGAGCCGUGCGACUGGGGUCAGCGCCCCCCCUCAGUCCUGCUCACCCCCCCGUGCGGAAAGGAUUCCUGCCAAACCAUGCGAGAUCUCUGGGUCAGCGGGAUCAUUGGCCAUUCAGAGAGUGUGGCCCAGAUCCUUGGCAUUCCCUCGUCCACCAAGUUCGAGGCCAUGGAGACCGCGCUCUCGCCUGCGAGGAUCAUUAAGAACGCCGGCUACAAACUGGGCCAAAGCCUGAUCAAGAACCCCGUCCGCUUCUGCGUGACGAACGAAGCCGAGUUAGCCAAGUGCCGCGACCUGCAGAUGGCGGCGGAGGCGUACGGUGUCGGUGCCAAUGUCGGGGUCGACUGCGUCCUGGACAACAUCGACUCGCACUGCUACCCGGACAUCUACCUUGGGAGAGCUGAUGUCAUCGCCCUUGACGGGGGAGAUGUCUACCAAGUCAGGCAAGAUUAUGGGUUCGACCGCCUUCUGAGUGAAGUAUAUAACAGCACUUCGGGCAGGACGACGUCGUCAUACUACGCUGUGGCCGUGGUGAGGGCAGAAUCCAACAUCACCUAUUUCUCUCAACUUAGAGGACGGAAGUCUUGCCACACAGGCAUCGGGAAGACCUCAGGCUGGAAGAUGCCCGUGGCCAUGCUUCUGAAGGAGCGGCUGAUCGACCCCCGCCACUGCAACUACAUCAACGCCGUCGCCGAGUUCUUCACGGGAGGCUCCUGCGCGCCCGGAGCCAAAUCCAGCAAGUACAACCCCAACGGCAACUAUGUGGAGUCGCUCUGCCGCCUCUGCAGGGGGGGCACGGACACCCACUGCGUCAGGGGAACCAGCGAGCCCUUCUACUCGUACUCGGGGGCCUUCAGGUGUCUGGUUCAGGGCGGAGGGGACGUCGCCUUCGUCAAGCACACGACCGUCCCCGACCACACAGAUGGACACAGCACUGCCUCAUGGACGGUGGGCCUUCGUUCAGACCAGUUCAAGCUCCUGUGUUCGACCGGAGACCGAGCGGCGGUGACCGAAUAUAAGACCUGCAACCUGGCCAUGGUUCCCGCACACGAGGUCGUUGUGUCUGGCCGAAUGCGCGAGCCGAGAAAAGCUCAAGUGCGCGAUGUCCUUCUUGGCGUCUCCGAGGCCUUCGGCAGCGCCGCCCCCGGGAGCAAGACCUUCAGUCUCUUCGGGAAGUACCAGGGGCUGCCUGACCUACUCUUCAAGGAUUCGGCUGUGGGUUUAAAGGCACUGACUGAGGACACGACGGAGGAAAGGAGGAAUAAAGAGGAUUAUUUUAAAAAGCUUGAUGAACUGCAUUCUUGCGAAAUCCGCGUGUGUGCCUUGGAGGAUGAAAUGGAGGACUGCGAAGCCAUGGUCGCUGACAUGUGGGCAGAGGGGUACCGCUUCGUUUGCGCCAGUGCUAGGGACAGACUGGACUGCAUGAGGCGGGUGAAGCUGGGCCAAGUGGACAUGUCUCCUCUCACCGGGCGCUACCUCGGCCUUGAUAACUUCAGGGUGUUCGCCGUCAUGAGGGACCCGGCCUUCGCUGCAGACGAGUUCCGGUACAAGGCAGUGACUGUGGUGAGGCGUUCUCGCGUGGCCAAGAUCUCCGACUUGAGGGGCACCAAGUCUUGUCAUACGGGGUACGGAAGGACGACCGGAUGGAGGAUCCCUGUGGCGCUGCUGAAGCGCGAGGGCGUGAUCUCCCCCUCAUGCGACCCCCACCAGUCCGCCCUUGAGCACGAGAUCGCCGGCGUGGCUACGACCUUCAACCGGGCCUGCGUUCCUGGCGACUGGUCCUCGUCGGAGAGCUUCGACAGAGAUCUCAAGAACAAAUACUCCUCCAUGUGCUCCAUGUGCAGGAGCAAGAGGUGCGACAAGAACGACGAAUACGCAGGCUACACGGGGGCCCUGCGCUGCCUGACGGAGGGGGGCGGCGACGUGGCCUUCUCGAAGCUGUCGGUGGUGAAGGACUACUUCCAGAACACUCGCGCAUUUGUCUCUGAGGCCUACGGUUUGCUCUGCCGCGACGAUCGAGUGGUGCCCAUCUUCUCUCCUGAGGCUGAUGAAUGCUACUGGGCUGCGCGACCCUGGGAUGCUUACGUUACCUCGGUUGAUGCCAGCGACGCCAAGGCCCAGAAGCUGUUCUCGGCACUAACGCAGGCGAGGCUAAAGGGCGAGGAGAACCUGAAGGCUCGCAAGUGGUACUCCAGUACACUUGGAAUCAAGCAGAACCUUCAGGACAUCUUCCCCAUCUUAGUGAACGUCACCACUCAGGAAUUCUACGGCAAGACACAAAUGAACAUCGUGGAAGCAGAGGAGAUGUGUCCUGAGAAACCCGUGAGGUUCUGCGGGAUACAAGCGGACGAGCUGAGCAAAUGCACAGACCUGGAAGCUGUUCUCAAACUGCGCGGCGUGUCUCCUCCCUUGCAAUGCGUCAUGGGCACCACCCUCAAUGACUGCCUCAAUCUCAUCACACGCAACAAGGCGGAUCUCAUGACUCUCACUGACAAGCAGAGAUUCAACACGCAUCAAGCAUACAACCUAGUAAGCCUUUUGUCUGAGAACUACGGCCAAGCUAAAGAUAGUCUAUACUACCUGUUGGCUGUUGUUUCAAAGUCAUCUGGAAUCAAUUCAACGAGUGACUUGGCUGGUAAAUCGUCAUGUCAGAAAUCGAGAAAUGGCACAACAGCUGAUCAAAUUGACGCCGAACUAAAGGAAUGUCUCAGUGGCUCAAGUGAAUUCUUCGAAAGCUUCAGAGAUGCAUUAGUAUGUCUUAAUGUAGGACAUAAGGACGUGGCCUUUGUCAAAUACCCCGCAACCGAGCCUACAGACACAGACCAACUUGAAAACUUGAACAGCGACAACUAUCAGCUGCUGUGUCCUACUGGUGUUGCUCCUGUCCAUGAAGAUCACCUUAAGGAGUGUAAUCUUGGGCGGAUUCCUGCUAAUGUGAUUGUGACACGGCAGACGGAGACAGGAGCUAGCAAAGAGAACAUGAGACACCUGAUGUUGACUGCUGCUGAUAACUUUGGAAAGUCUGAUUCGUUCUUCAGACUUUUUUAUGAGUAUUUCUCUUCAAAGGAUCUUCUUUUCAAGGACCAAACCACAGACCUAAGUGUGCUUUCAGACGAACACUACCAGACCGAGGUUAUGAACAUGUUCUCUAUGGCUUGCAACCUUUAUAGUCACCACAUUCGCACAAGCUCUUGGCUCAAUACAUAAAAAAAAACUUUCUUUGGAGCAAUUGUAGUCUUUAUUCUACAAUUGCUGUAGAAUAAAGAUCUGGGAUUAUUUAGGAUUCUCUUUGGAUAUUCCCCUUUCUACUACUUAUUGGGAAGGUCAUAAUUCCUUUUAUUCCUUUUACCCUUUUUCUGAACCGAUAUAAAAUUACUUUCCUCAAAAUAAUAUGUGCCGCAAAUAAGGUCAAAGGAAGAGCUAUAGGAUUGUUGGAUGAUGCUAUAACAAAAGCAGAUGUAAUGCAAUUACUGGAAUUACUCUGAGGCAUUCCGUAUGUGCACUACCUUGUAGGUACUACUGAAAGAUUAAGUAAAAAUUAUAAUUAAAUAAUGUUAUAAAUCUAUGGUAAUGAUAGCCUGAAAUCCCCAAGGUUUAGUAUGAUUCUUGUGACAUUCCCAAGUUUGUGUCAUUUACAAUAAAUUUAUAAUGCUUAAACUGUAUCCAUACAAGGGAAAGAGCAGUUUUCAGGUUCACGCUUUGGCCACCACUGGUCACUCUUGUUUCGUAUCCAAACAAGAAGACAAGGUGUAUGCAUUUUAAUGGUUUGCCUACAUUUCCUUGCCUGUGGUGUCAUCUCCAUACGGGCCCACAACCCAUUUUUCAGAUGAGGGAAAUACAUGAUUUGGUAACAAUGCUUGACUGCAAAGGCUCUAACCCAUGUGUGGACACAGCUUUACUUUUUUUGUAAUUUUUACAAAUGGUGUAGAUAUCAUUUAUCUGUUGGUUAAACAAAUAUCCUUUUAUAAUAAACUGAAAUAGCUCUGAAGAUUUGCAAGGGUUAUUGUGAAAAUGAGCAACUGUUGAUAGCUUGCAAACUAUAAUAUAUUUGCACAGGUACCUAAAACAGGUAUGAAGCUUUGUCCUCUCCACAUCCAGUGUAAUAAAUGCUAGUUUUAAAUGUAUUUAAAAUACAUGACAAUAGGGGCAACAGAUACAAGAGUCAAAACUGGUGGUUCACAAACUGGUACACGUGCACAGUAAAAGGAAGUGAAGGCGACAUACUGAAUGAUAUAUAAACAAGAAAUGCUUAGAACUUGCAAGAAAAAUAUAUGAGCUGUAUAGUCAUCAGGAUGUUUAUAUUAAUUACCUGCUUCUUUGGGACUGCUAUGUUUCCUAUUAAUUAUUGUUGAAUGAUGUUCAUUCACUACAUAAAUAUAUGUUAGAGGCAAUAUGUUGUUUAAUAUACACUGAUAUACAUUCACAAGGAAGAACUGUGCAUUAUAGAUGUGUAAUUAUAUGUCUGUGCCUGUCCUGAACCUAUACAAAUUAAAUGAGGAAUAUUAAUGCUCAAGCAGUUAAGAAAAUUAGGCAACUUUUGUGAGAAAACACUUUUUUACAUUUGUUGCUUAUGGUUCCCAGGCUGAUUCUGCACUCAAUAUCCGUGCAUUUCCUGUAACCAGUAAAUUUAGUUUGUAAUGAAACAUGAACAGCACAGAAUAUUGAGAGACAAAUGUAGCUUACAUACAGAAUUUCAGUAACAUGGGUCAUAAUAAAACCAUAAGGUCUGAAGAAUUAUAA
Molecule: messenger RNA, 5451 nt
Organism: Penaeus indicus
Lineage: Eukaryota; Metazoa; Arthropoda; Malacostraca; Decapoda; Penaeidae
Product: transferrin-like
Exons: 26
Coding region: 1-3918 (1305 amino acids)
Biological process (GO): iron ion transport
Cellular component (GO): early endosome; recycling endosome; plasma membrane
Source: RefSeq, a predicted model, not a curated record